UGCGAAACACCCACUUCUCUCUGCUUGCCUCCUCCCGAUGUGCGCGUGUGGAGUAAUGGAAAAACCGAUACGAACGUCCGAGCGCCAGCGAUCUCUCGCCGGUGACCACCACUGAUCCCGCGGCGGCGAUCCCCGUCAUCCACCGCCCGGUAGAGAACCCCGCGCCGGUUUUUCCGUUCGGAUCGCCGGCGCGUUUCCGAGUCAUCGAGCGAGCUCCCGUCGGCGGGAGCUGCUGCGGUGCGAGCGCGCCGCCUCCGUUCGGCCUCUCUCGUCUUCGCUCCGCGGCUCGAUUCCGUCGACACCGCGAGCUCCGCCGCCAUGCGCGCGCUGCAUUCCUUCUCUCGUCUCCUUCUCUAGUCGCUCCGUCGCUCGGUUUGCAUCUGAGCUUUGGGAUCCGAAGAGGAGGAGUGUCUCCGCCGACAUGUCGGACUGGUUCACCUCCAAGCUCAAAGCCGCCGAGAGCAUUCUUCAGAAGAUCGAUCAGCAAGCAGCCGAGUCGCUCCGUAAGGACGAGAGGCCUCAAUCGGAUGGUCUAGGCGUGGAUGCUCCGGCGAGGAGUGGAGGCUCAGUGCCUUUGAAGGAUCAAUUGAAGAAGAAAUCGCCGGAUAGCAGCGACCAUGGAGGUAGAUUGUUUAGUGAUUUCAGCAAUAGCGUGACUAGCCGCCAUGAAAGUAAUAAGGGGAUUGCGAGCGCUUCAAGCCCGAAACCCGGUCCAACGCCUAACUCCGAUGUUACCGACGGCGACUGGACCGAGUUAUUGAGUACACAUAAUCCGCCAUCGGCCUCCCCUGGGAAACGUAGCAAUGGGUUGCCUGGGGGGGUUGUCGGCGGUAAGAAUAACUACAGGAGGCAGGGGAGCUUCGGUUCUAAUUCUAUGUCGACGGAGCUGAAGAGGAACCAGAAGACCAGUAAUACUGUUGCGAAAGUAUCUAGGAGAUCGGGCGUUCUUAGGGACAACAAGUUGAAUGGGAAACCCGGCGAUGGGGAAGACUCUGGGUUAUCUGAUUCUGCAGGCAUGAGAAUGACUUCAGAUGUUAAUUCAGCAAAUAAUGGGAAGUUCGUCGGGCAACAAGCUUUGGAUAAGAACAUUGCAAAAGGAAAUACGAUGCUUAAACCGGCCCUUGAGGAAAGUAUGGAGAAUGUUAGGCAGUUGAAUGUUGUCCCCCUUCAGGAGAAUGUCUCUCGUUUAGUAGAUGGCAGUGGUUCCACAGUACUACCAAUCGGUGCUGUUGAUGCUGCUUCUCAAUUGAAGGUAGGAUUUAAUAAAGAUGGUCAUGGGGUACAGGGCACUUUGGGCACUUCUCUUCCUAGAGAUCUUGAUGCUGGUUCGGCCUCAGAGACUACAUCUGGUUCAGCAUCUGAUUCUGAGAGUGAAGAUGAACGGGAAAGAGAGGAGAGAAGAAAAACAAGGGAGAAGAUUCUCGCUGAGAAAGCAGCAGCUAAGGCUGUUGAGGCCAUUAGAGAACGUGAGAAUAUGGUUGCAAGGUUGGAGGGAGAGAAGCAGAGUUUGGAGAAAAUAAUCGAAGAAAGAGCAAAGCAACAAGUGAAAGAGGCUUCGGAGCUGCAGACAACAAUGAUUGAGACUAUGGAAGCUGUAGAGGUGGAAAAGCAGAAACACAAUAAUACUAGAAUGGAGGCCCUUGCUCGGUUAGCUAAACUGGAGACAGCAAAUGCUGACCUAGCCAAAUCUCUUGCAACUGGACAAUGGAAUCUUGAAGUAGAGGUGAAGAGGGUGGCCGAACUUCGGCAACAAAUUGAGUUAAAAGAAGUAGCCCACGAGGAACUAAGGAGGAGGAUCUCCAACAGCCAUCAAACAGGAACCUCUGUAAAGCAGUUAGCCUCCACGAAGGCAUUGGAAGUUGAACGAGAGCUACUUGAGGCAGAGUGUGCUUUUCUUGCUGACAAAAUUGAGAAGUUGGAGGAAAAGGCCAAGAGUAUUGAAGCAAACAUUGAAAUGACAAGGAAGGAAAUGGAGGAGCCAACGGAAGUAGAACUUGAGCUGAAGCGACGGCUGGGUCAGCUAACUGACCAUCUAAUUCAGAAACAAGCCCAGGUCGAAGCUUUAUCCUCGGAAAAGGCUACUCUCGUUUUCAGGAUUGAGACGGUCUCGAGGAUGCUUGACGAGGGCCAUUCGACUAUUAACGUGGACAACUUCUCCGGCGUUCCCUUGAAGGACAUAGAGUCGGGGACCUGGGAGCUUUUCAAUUCGAGGACGAGGCCCUCGCUGGAAGACAAAAUCCGGUCAGGGAGGGAGCAACUGCACCUGCUGCUCCGGCAGCUGGACGCCAUUUUCUUGGCCGGUUCUGUGUUCCUGAAGAGGAACCCCACAGCCAAAAUCUGGUCUCUCGUUUACGUCGUGUGCCUCCACCUGUGGGUGUUCUACAUCUUCACGUCCCACACACAGCCGACGCCCGACGCCCGAUCUGGCGCCGUCAUGUCCUUGGAAAACAUGAACAGCUCAGGCGUGUGAUUCGGUGAGCGCACGACGUUUCUGAUGAUUAUUUGACACAUCUUUGCCUCAGCAUUUUAGAGGCGCAUUGCUUUAUGACUGGUUUCUGGGCCAUGCUUAUGCAAUUUUUCUUUCUGGCCU
Messenger RNA from Syzygium oleosum, 2590 nucleotides. Its product is annotated as golgin candidate 2. The record is from RefSeq and is a predicted model, not a curated record. Lineage: Eukaryota; Viridiplantae; Streptophyta; Magnoliopsida; Myrtales; Myrtaceae. Gene Ontology annotation, biological process: Golgi organization; retrograde transport, vesicle recycling within Golgi. Bases 422 to 2470 code for a protein of 682 amino acids. Gene Ontology annotation, cellular component: Golgi cisterna; Golgi membrane. The transcript is spliced from 10 exons.